AGUCUGCAGUUCGGAGGGGAGUCGGUAGAAUAGGGGAGCUAAACUAUGGAGAUUAUCGAGAAAAGCUUAGUACUCGUUUUAUAAAAGACUUUAGUUUGCAAAGAGUUAGGAUAACACGCAUCUGGAAUAAAAUUUCGCUCCCGUUUUUUCCCCCCCUUUCGUCUACUGUCGAAAAUGGAAUUUUGGAUUUACAAGUUGGGAAUCUUCUUCCUUGCCAUUUUUGACGUCGUUUUCUCAAACUAUUCGGAGGACCAGUGCAGCUGGCGAGGCAGUGGGUUGUCCCAGCAGCAGGGCAGUGUGGAACAGAUUUCCCUCCACUGUUCAGAGGGGACCCUGGACUGGUUGUAUCCCAAAGGGGCCCUGCGUCUCACCCUGUCCCCCCGCCUACCCUCUGCCGCUGUGGGGCCGGCGGGCGGCAGCAGCUCAGGCCUCAUCACCGCCUGCGUCAAGCCCGCAGAGGAGUUCCACGGAGCCCAGCUGUACCUGGAGAGAGAUGGGGUCCUGGAGCUCUUGGUAGGAGACCGCCUGGCAUCCUCCCCGCCGCCGAGAGUCCGCUGCUUCAGCCGCCUUCCCGGGGAGAGGGUGGCCCUCUUCCUCCAGGCUACGCCCCACCAGGACAUCAGCCGGCGCAUCGCUUCCUUCCGCUAUGAGCUGAGAGGUGAUUGGACGGCACGGCUGUCACUCGACUCUAACCCAAUCAGCAGUGAGGAUGCCUGCAGACCCUGCAAUAACACGGAGAUCCUGAUGGCAGUUUGUACCAGUGACUUUGUGGUCCGCGGCAACAUCCGCUCAGUGGAGGAAGACGAGAACUUGCGCGCGGCGGUGAUAAAGGUCAGCGCCACGCGGGUCUUCAGGCAGAAGUAUGCCUUGUUCACCGGCACCAGCCGCCUGACCAGCCAGGGCGAGAUCCGGACUCUGCUGCAGUGUGGCGUGAAGCCCGGGCCCGGGAGCUUCCUGUUCACCGGCCGGGUACACUUCGGCGAGGCCUGGCUGGGCUGCGCCCCCCGCUACAAGGACUUCCAGUGGGCCUACACCAUGGCCAAGGAGGCCCAGCAGAUCCCCUGUGAGCUGGCCGUGGACUGAACCGAGAAAACAACCCCAGUAGGUUUGCUGAACACCGCGCCCGAACCCACUCUCUGGACUUCCUCCAUUUCCUGGAGAGGCAGUUCAGGAAGAACAUAUGUGGGACGUCUAUGUGCGGUUCUGUCACAGCAGGUCCGUUGGAAGCGGUCUUCCCAAAGGAACCAAAAGAGAGAACUUGGAUUUCCUGUGAUGCUGUUCGCAGUGCAAUAUGCAGUCAUCUGGUCCCUGAAGAUGGACAGAGUUGGGACACGGUCAAAGUGAAGACUUCAAGCGUUUGACUUAUUUUUCGUAAAGAUGCCGUUUUGCUGAUUCAGAACGUGUUUUUGAAAAAGCUUUCCACUCAAGGCGAAUUCGUUAAAGCUGUUAAUUCAGGACUGCUGGAUGUCUGUCGCGUUGUUCAAACUCAGGAAAAACAAGAAAAUGUUCUGUUCUGAAACUGUUGUCACUUAGCUGAUAUUUGAGUGUUCAGUCUCAAGGCCGGUGUCAUUACCAUCCAAGGCUUCAAAACGCCUGCCCACGUUUUCGUUCCACAGUGUUCUUGUUUAAAAGACUGUUUGACUUCCUAUUCUUGGCAGUCGAGCUGAUGUUUUCGGUAGCUAAUUUUACUUACAGGAGCCAUUCUCAGUGUUGCUAUUCUUUUGGGAAAUUGCAAAAAGGUCCCUAUUGAAAGAAUCUUUUUUUUAAAAAACAAAAAUAUUUGCACUGAAAAGGUAAAGGGAAUGAUUUGGAAAGUGUAAUGCUGCAAGCACUGAAAGCCAAAUAAAAAAAAAGCAACUAUAUGUAGCAUAGAGGAGCAAUUGGGAAGCUAAUAUAUGCACAGAUCGUACGAGAAGGAGGAGUGACGCUGGGCUAACUGAGCACGACCACACACUCACAGCUUAGCAGGCCAGUGCUGAAAGCACUUUGAUAAUAAAGCCGACUCUGAGAUUCAGUUUCUACAUAUAGACACAGGGUAAGAGUGCUUCGGGGAAAACCCUGUAUAAAUAUCACAGCAGGCCACAGUUCAUGUAAAGUACAUUGCCAUCUUAUGUGAAAUCACUCGUUUCCUGUGUUUCAUUUCUGUGGCUGUCACGUUACACAAGUUUUUUAUAUUUUGAGUGGUCUGAAGUUGGCGGCUCUGCUGCAGCAGUUUGGCCAAAGCAGUUUGACGUUUCUGUUGGUGGAGUUUUUCUUUCCGCUGAUGUUGCCACAACUUAAGUCCUGUUGUUUCUUGUUUCCUUUUCUAAGAUGAUGACAAAAAUGAAUUUACAAAAUUGACAAAGCUUUUUUUUUUUCUUUUGCGCUAUGAUUUUAAGCGAGACCCGUUCGUUGAAUGUCUCCUUGUACAAUAACCACUGCUGACAACAGCCCUUUUCCUUCACGUCCAGGGAUAUCACACCAAGCGCCCCAAAACUGGGACGGAGAUGCAGGAAAUUCAGAACCUCGUCUAUACGUAAACGGGGCCAAUGAAGAGGGCCCUCAGUGUUAACUGAAGCCAGCUUGUUAAGAGGAGGUGAUAAUACUGGACAGGGCUAGCUUGACAGAAGUCUACACACCUUUAAAACUGGUGCGUUAAACGAUUUUUUGAUAUCUGAUGUGCACUAUCUCAACAAGGGGAGGAAUUCAAACCAAAUCACCACCACGAUGUGCUGGAGAGGUGUGUUUUAUAUGCUGUGUACUGCCAUUUCACUGUUUGUUUGUUGAUGUGUUUUUUUUUGUGUGUUUGUGGUAACACCAAUGUGAAUGUAAAUAUGUAAAUAAGAAAUUUUAGCAACAACGACAUAAAGUAAAACCUUAUGAAGUGAUUACACACUGUCUCAGUAUUGUGGAAUGUUUGUACUUUUAUUAAAACUUGGAAGGAUUUCA
Molecule: messenger RNA, 2928 nt
Organism: Lampris incognitus (smalleye Pacific opah)
Lineage: Eukaryota; Metazoa; Chordata; Actinopteri; Lampriformes; Lampridae
Gene: metrn
Product: meteorin, glial cell differentiation regulator
Exons: 4
Coding region: 175-1083 (302 amino acids)
Biological process (GO): positive regulation of axonogenesis; glial cell differentiation
Molecular function (GO): hormone activity
Source: RefSeq, a predicted model, not a curated record